This is a messenger RNA of Neoarius graeffei (lesser salmon catfish), 5098 nucleotides long. RefSeq names its product ALK receptor tyrosine kinase (gene alk). Gene Ontology annotation, biological process: regulation of neuron differentiation; cell surface receptor protein tyrosine kinase signaling pathway; multicellular organism development. Gene Ontology annotation, molecular function: transmembrane receptor protein tyrosine kinase activity; protein binding; ATP binding. Lineage: Eukaryota; Metazoa; Chordata; Actinopteri; Siluriformes; Ariidae. The record is from RefSeq and is a predicted model, not a curated record. The transcript is spliced from 25 exons. Bases 58 to 4272 code for a protein of 1404 amino acids. Gene Ontology annotation, cellular component: signaling receptor complex; membrane.
UACAUACACUCACGUCCUCUCACAUCCACUGUACCGGAGCCGCUGCUCAAAUAGCGCAUGUGUGAUACGGAAAGAGAACCUAAAAUGGCUGAGGGAGUGGGCUUGGUGUCAGACAGCCAAGCUUCACCCUCUGCUAGCUCCCCAAAGAUGACUGAACUGACCCAGGGAGAAGAAGAAGGGUACUCAGGGCCUGCUCUGACCCCGAACAGGUCUACUUCGUUUCUUCGCCGACCUUUCUGUCUGCUCCUGAUGCUCAUCUUGCUGGUUUUAUCUUUCCUUGGCAGCUGGGCAGUGGUGCAUCUCAGCCUGGGAGCUCGAGGAACACCGUUCAGGAUCUCAUCCGGUUACGACCAACCUGGAGAGCUAGAGACGGCGACUUACGACCCGCUCUUCAUCACCAACUGCACCAUGGAGACCUUUCGAAACGUGACCUUUGAAGGUCGCUACCACUGCAGGCAGGGUCAGGAGAUUAGUCUGGAGCGCCUGUGUGACUUCACUCCUGAUUGUGCUCAAGGAGACGAUGAAGGAGAGCCAUGCCGUCAGUUCCUUAACGGAAGCUACUGCUCUUUUGAAGAGGAUGACUGUGGGUGGCAGAUGGUCUCAAGCAAAAGUCUGUACAAAGGAGUCCAUCUUUCUCUGCCCAAAAGACUUGCAAACACCUGUCCAUCCUCGGGUUCUGUUUUGGCUCUGGAAAGUCAAUCCAAAGGCCAACGGGGGUCAGUAGUUGUACGGAGUCCACUGUUCCUCUACCCUCUGCGCAACGCUCCGUGCAUGGUACGGUUCCAGGUAUGUGGAAGCCCAAACAGUCUUCUUUCUCUCUGGAUCAUUGAAAACAGCACAGGACCUGAGGGCCAAAGAAGUCUAUGGAACUCCAGCAGUGAGACCAAAAUGGACAAUGGAUGGCGACUUGUCACUUUCCCACUGUUCGGAUUAGUUGACUCGUUCUACCUCCAGUUCACAGCAGAGAGUUCUUCUGGUUCUGAAGCGACGUUUGCUGUGGAUAACUUCACUCUGACUAUGAACUGUUUCCUUGAAACUAAUGGAGAAUUCCCACCAGUGGCUCCUACAAGUGUAACACCGGCGCACUUCAGACCGACACAGCACGUUACGCCCAUGGCACCAUUAGAUGAAGCCAAGUGGUUUUUCCACACCUGUGGGGCUACAGGGCCGACUGGUCCUACUCCCACUCAGUGUAGCAGUUCCUACCAGAAGAGCAAUGUGAACGUGACUGUAGGAAUAAAGGGAGCACUCAAGGGCAUCCAGAUGUGGAGGGUUCCUGAAACAGGAUUAUACAGGAUCAUGGCUUAUGGUGCAGCAGGUGGACGCAGUGUUCUCAAUAUGUUCAGAUCACAUGGAAUCUGUAUCGCUGGAGAUUUUAAGCUGCAAAAAGAUGAGGUGCUGUACAUUCUGGUGGGACAGCAGGGAGAAGAUGCCUGUUCGAAGCCUGAGGAGCCGCUGCAGAAGAUCUGCCUUGAGCAGAAAGGGCCUCCAGACAGCAAGAGCACGUUGAAGGGAGGAGGUGGAGGAGGAGGGGGUGCGACCUACAUCUUCAAGGUGGAGAAGGGAGUUUAUAUCCCUCUGCUAAUUGCUGCCGGAGGUGGGGGUCGAGGCUACAACGGCCACUCAGAGAGCCAGAUGGAGCUUGUGGACGAUAAUUUCAGUAUUCCCGGCCUCAAUGGCAUGUCAGGAACUGCAGGUGGUGGUGGAGGUUGGAAUGAUACUGCUCCUGUGCCUCAAGGUGGGAAACCCCUCAAUUUAGGAGGUCAGGGAGGAGAUCCGUGCCGUACGAUGGGCUGGAAGACUCAUGGUGGCUUCGGAGGAGGCGGAGGAGCUUGCACCAGCGGGGGUGGAGGAGGUGGCUAUAGAGGUGGCAGCACUUCCGUAGACAAUGACCCUGAGCAGGAUGGAGAGGACGGAUCCUCCUUUAUCAGCCCAGAUGGAGAGAUAUACACAGAUGCACUUAAAGGCAUGGAGGGUGAUGGUGAGGUGAUCAUCAACCCAGUGCAGAACUGCAGUCACUGUGAGUCAGGAGAGUGCCACAAGACUUCAGAGGGAAUGGAAUGUUACUGUGAAAAUGAUCUCGUCCUCGCUGCAGACCGUGUCUCCUGUGUCAACUCUACAAACCAAGAUACAUCAUCAGUACUCCUUCAGCCCUCUCUCUCUCACCUGGCAUUGGGGCUCUCUGUAGGAACCUCAGCACUCAUUGCAGCUCUGUUGUUGGCAGUUUCUGGAGUCAUGAUCAUGUACAGACGCAAGCACACUGAGCUACAGUCCAUUCAGCUGGAGCUUCAGAGUCCAGACUGCAAGCUGAGCAAGCUGAGAGCCUCCACCAUCAUGACUGAUUACAAUCCCAACUACUGCUUCGCUGGAAAGACAGCCUCUUUUAAUGACCUGAAGGAAGUUCCACGCCGCAACAUCUCACUCACAAGGGGUUUGGGCCAUGGUGCCUUUGGAGAGGUUUAUGAGGGUCUCGCUGUGGGAAUACCAGGAGAGCCCAGUCCCAUGCAAGUAGCCGUCAAGACGCUUCCUGAGGUGUGCUCUGAGCAGGAUGAACUAGAUUUUUUGAUGGAAGCGCUCAUAAUCAGUAAGUUCAGCCAUCAGAACAUUGUCCGGUGUAUAGGAGUGAGUUUACAGGCUCUUCCUCGAUUCAUUCUGCUGGAGCUAAUGGCUGGAGGAGACCUCAAAACAUUUCUGAGGGAGACUAGACCCAGGCCGGAACCUCCUUCCAAUCUGACUAUGGUGGACCUUCUGAACAUAGCCAGAGACAUAGCACGUGGCUGCCAGUACCUAGAAGAGAAUCAGUUCAUUCACAGGGACAUUGCAGCGAGAAACUGCUUACUCACUUGUAAAGGUCCAGGAAGAGUGGCCAAAAUUGGAGACUUCGGCAUGGCCAGAGACAUCUACAGAGCCAGCUACUACAGGAAAGGAGGCCGUGCCAUGCUGCCAGUUAAAUGGAUGCCUCCAGAGGCCUUUUUGGAAGGAAUCUUUACCUCCAAAACUGAUACAUGGUCUUUUGGAGUGCUCCUGUGGGAAAUCUUCUCGAUGGGAUAUAUGCCGUACCCCAGCCGUAGUAAUCAGGAGGUUCUGGAUUUCGUCACUAAUGGAGGCAGAAUGGAUCCUCCAAAGAACUGCCCAGGACCAGUUUAUCGGAUAAUGACGCAGAGCUGGCAACACCAACCUGAAGACAGGCCAAACUUCUCCACUAUCCUAGAGCGGAUUGACUAUUGCUUGCAGGAUCCAGAUGUGGUAAACGUACCCUUACCUGUUGAGUAUGGCCCAAUGCCUGAGGAGGAAGAGCAAGUGCCCAUGCGUCCGGAUGAUCCUGCUGCACCCUCUUUACUAGCCGCCCCUCAGGGCACAGAGGAAACAUCAUCUUCCACCACUGUGACCCGCUCAGAGGAGGCCAAGAGAGCUGCUGAGGUUCUCCUGAUGAGUGCUUGUUCCUCUGACAAUAAACCUGUACCCAGUGCUGCCUCCCAGCUCCACUCUCAUCCACCAGUGUCCUCAGCAACUGCGCUGCCAGCCUGCAGCAAGCCCUCCUCUCUUGUCCCUGAUCCCCAGGAUGGAGGCCAUGUCAACCUGGGUUUUGCUCAGGCUCCUACAAGUGAGAAGGAUAACCGUAAUGGGAAGCCAACCAAUUUGUGGAACCCUACGUAUGGUUCGUGGUUCCUCCAGCAACAGCAAAAGAGGCAGCAGGCCCAGGCCCAAAGGCAGGCAGGAGGUCAAGGUCAUGAGCUCUCUGGCCGGACUGGGAGUAUGGCAGAAGCACUGGGCCUGCAGCACAAGCAACAGCAGAUCCAGCAGCAGCAGAAGAUACAGAUCCAGCAACAGCAGAAACUUCAACAGCAACAACAGCAGCUCCAGAUCCAGCAGCAGCAGAAGAUCCAGCAGCAGCAGAAAAUACAGCAACAACAACAAAUUCAAAUCCAUCAACAGGGGCAGUGCAGGCCUCUCUUGCCUCCUCCUCCCCAAACUGCCCCUGCCCCUCUUUUGCUGGAUUCAGCAGCCCUGCCCCCUGUACCACUUUACAGACUGCGCCGAUUCCCUUGCGGCAACAUUGGGUAUGGCUACCAGGAGCAGGGUCUGCCUUUGGAGUCAAUGUCUGGACCCCAGAAUGCCAUGCCACCUCCUGCUCUCGCCAACCAGCAGAGACCCAUCUCACUAGGCCGGACUGGCACAACUGAGGACAGCCGCCCCCUGCUGGUGACAAUGGGAACAGUUCAGGACUCCAGACUCCCUAAGAUGGAUGGGCACAAUGCCACAGUGCUUUAACCCUCCACCUUCUCCUCGCUCCCCAGACUCUUUUAUUCAGUGCCCGCUUGAAACACUGUGCCAUCCGUCCUUGCCCACUUCAGCUCACAACCACCAUGCAUCCCCUGUCCCUCACCAUGCUUCUCAGCCAGACAAACAUUCACUCCUCAUUACCAGCGACUUCUGGGAUGAGACUGACUGUUUUAAUAUCGAAAUCUUUAAGAAAUCAUGAGAUGGAGGGAGCACUGGGAGUUUUGUCGAGGUUACAGGUUGAGAGAUUCUGCUGGAGUUGCUCAUUAGAACUUGAAUACCUGCAAAAUGCCCUCAACAUUUCUCACAUUCACAGGGAAAAACAAGUUUGUUGAUGUUUGCUUGCCUGCUUGUUUAUUUAUUCAUCUGUUAAUUUAUUAUUUGGAGGCUGCGUAAAUUAUUAAUGGGUGUGCUUCAUAAGGCAAACUGCUCCACUCAUUUAUGCAUCAUUUUGUUCACUCUUGAAUUUGGUUGGCUUUUAAUCUCCAACAGUUUUCAUCUGACUUGAAAUUUAAUGAAUUAAAUGAAUCGUUAAUGGUUUCUGUUUAGCAGAUUGGUUGAUGUCAAAGGUGCCUGACAUCUGUUAGCAGGAAGGUAAUUGGUUGCCUUGGGAUUUGAAAAGGGGUUAAGUGGUCAAGGAAAUUGUCAUAUCUGUGAAUAAUUUUACUGUUGUAUGAACACUGCGAGGUUUUGUGUGACUCUUGUGAAAGAGAUGUAAAUUUGUGUAUUUAACUCAAAGAGGAAUUGAGGUACUGAUCUCUCUCAUUCCAUCUAUUUUCAGUUAACCUGUGGCUUCUGAAAGAAGCUUUUGUGUAUA